Messenger RNA from Syngnathoides biaculeatus (alligator pipefish), 3173 nucleotides. It is a transcript of the gene rad23aa, whose product is annotated as RAD23 homolog A, nucleotide excision repair protein a. Gene Ontology annotation, cellular component: cytosol; nucleoplasm. The record is from RefSeq and is a predicted model, not a curated record. NCBI's taxonomy places the organism in Eukaryota, Metazoa, Chordata, Actinopteri, Syngnathiformes, Syngnathidae. Gene Ontology annotation, molecular function: proteasome binding; polyubiquitin modification-dependent protein binding; damaged DNA binding. The transcript is spliced from 9 exons. Gene Ontology annotation, biological process: nucleotide-excision repair; proteasome-mediated ubiquitin-dependent protein catabolic process. The coding region runs from base 236 to 1339 and encodes 367 amino acids.
GUCCAAUUCACGCAGCACUGAACGAGAUCUCGUACGUUCGAUUCGGGCUCCGCUUCUGACCGCACCACCAACUUGUCACCAAAGAUGGCGAUUUGCUGAGUGCUCAUGGAUACACACAUUUCACGGCUAGCCCUUAUCCUACCACAGACGUCAACUGUAAAAACAAAUUAACUGCUCAUCGAGCCCAUACGUGAUCGUCGGAAGAACACCGGGAACAACGUAGGCCACCGCCACCAUGCAAAUCACGCUAAAAACACUGCAACAGCAGACCAUUCAAAUUGAGAUCGACCCCGAACAAACGGUGAAGGCCUUAAAAGAGAAGAUAGAAGCAGAGAGAGGAAAAGACAAUUUUCCUGUCUCAGGGCAGAAGCUGAUAUAUGCCGGAAAAAUUCUUCAAGAUGACACGCAAAUUAAGGACUACAAAAUUGAUGAGAGAAACUUUGUAGUAGUCAUGGUGUCCAAGGCUAAGACUACAGCUGCUGCUGGGGCUCCUCCGGCUUCGGAAGCAGUCAAACCUACUGCCCAGGAUUCCGGUUCCACAUCAACCUUCGUUCCCACUUCAACCUCAGCCCCAGCACCAGCCCCAACAUCUACCCCUGCAGCAGUCCUCACACCCCCCGAGGAAGUGAAGGAGGAACCGAGUGAUACGGCAACAGAAACCCCACCAGCCAGUUCCAGUGGAGGGAGCCAGGGUUUGGAUGCCUCUUCUGCACUGGUGACUGGAGCAGAGUAUGAAGCAAUGCUGAAAGAGAUCAUGUCUAUGGGUUAUGAGAGGGAGAGAGUGGUGGCAGCACUACGGGCCAGCUUCAACAACCCUCACAGAGCUGUGGAGUACCUUCUCACUGGUCUUCCGACCAACCCAAUCCAGGACACGAAUCCCCCAGCGCACACACCAGCAUCUGGACCCACAGAAGCACCGUCUCUAGCAGAAGGUGAAAACCCCCUUGCAUUCUUGCGGACUCAGCCCCAAUUUCUUCACAUGAGGCAGGCCAUCCAGCAGAACCCAGCUAUGCUUCCAGCUCUCCUACAACAGCUUGGGAGGGAGAACCCCCAACUCUUGCAGCAAAUCAGUCAGCACCAGGAGCUGUUCAUCCAAAUGUUGAACGAGCCAGUGGGCGAGGGUGGAGAGGCGCCAGAGGUCGGAGAGAUAGGCGCAGCGGGUGAGGAAGGUGCACCUAUCAACUAUAUUCAAGUCACACCUCAGGAGAAGGAAGCCAUCGAAAGGCUAAAAGCGCUGGGCUUCCCUGAGGCGCUCGUCAUCCAGGCCUAUUUUGCCUGCGAGAAGAACGAGAACCUGGCCGCCAACUUUCUCCUCAACCAGGGCCUGGAAGACGACUGAAGAGCUGAGACGAUGGCCACCUUCCUGCUGCUCCCUCCCACCCUUCCCCUCUUCAAAAACUGCACCCCCAAUUUACUGUACCGCCACCAACCUCAGCUCCACUCAUCACGAGGGGGGAGGGGAGAGCCAGAAGGGAGUGGGGCGGGAUGGGACGGGGUCAGGUUAAGACUAAACAAGAUGGAGGUUGUGUGCAGGAAGGUCAGACUUAAUGAUAAGUUAGCUCAUGGAAGGUCAUGUGAAAGAGUGGACAAAUCCACGUGAAUUCCAAUGGAAUGUGUGGGCUUUGUUAAGGGGACAUCCACAAUUUGAUUUUAGAUGCGCUUUGUGAACAUUAAAGAGGGGCUGAAGUUGCUGCGCUAAGUGUGUGUGUGUCUGGGUGUGCGUGUGUGUCUGUGUAUAUACACGUCUGCGUGCCUGUGCAGAUGUGAUACAAAUACGCUGAAGUAAUCAGUUUGCAUUGCCUAAGUUUGUUAAUGCUGUAGUUGAGCACAUUCACCUCCUCUGCAACAUGAUCAGCAUAUGUUAAGCACCCCGUUUGUGUCCAGCGUUUGGGGCUCACGGAAUCAACUGACAAUAUUUGAUCUUCUCUUGUAUAUCCAAUUUUGUCCAUGCCAGCUAGAAAGACGGCAGCUGAUAUGAAUUCUUGCUGAAACCCAUCUUCCUUAAGGAACCCAAAUGAACUCAUGCUAGCUAUGCUGAUAGCUUCUGUUGGACACCAAAGUCCAGGAAAAGCUACCGUACAAUUUAAAAAGUGAAAUGAAAAUGCAUUCUGUGGUUUCAUCUCCUAAAAUAUACAACUCUGCAAAUUCAUUGUAUUUGAAUACGAUUAGUAGAUGCUUGGAAAUGUGCUCCCCAAAAGUUGAUGUAAAAGACCAUUUGAAUCAACAGAUCCUGUUCAAUGGGUUGCCCGGAGUAGACUCAGAAUCUUUCUCAUAGAAUUGUUACACAUUAACUGGAUCUAUCAGUGUGGUGAUUCUCAACUGCUGGGUCAGGACCUAAAAGUGGGCCGGUAAAACCUGGUACAAAAAAAAAAAAAAAUACAUAGGUCCUAUUUGGAUUUUUUUUUUUUUUUUUUUUUUAAGGAGGCGGGGGAAUUAUAGUACAGAGGGGAAACAAGUUCCCACAGGAAAUCUAUUAGAUAAAUGACAAGAAAAGUUACCAACUUUUGCAGUGCAGCUCAGCUUCUGACUAGCAGGGAAUACGGUUAGCAUUAUGCUCUGGGCGUUUUGCCAAACUGAUAUGAAACUGCAUUUAAAAGUAUAAAUUGGAUUUAUUCAGAGGCUAUUUUUAAUUUUAAAAAAUACAGUUGAGGAACACUGUAUUCGAGCAAAGGCCCAUUUAUUGUAAGUUACAUUAGGCAAAUGCUAAUCCUGUCCCAAAGUUUCUUUUGUAAUUUACUUUUUUUUUAGUCUCCAUUUGUAUGUUAUGUUUAAUCAAUUCUCUCCUCAGAACUAUAUGUGGUAAAGAGAUAGUUUUUUUUUUUUAAGUUUGACCUAGUUUUGAAUAAAGUGCAGUACAGUUCUUUAUAAAUUUAGACAUUUUGGAUCUCAAAAUUCAUCUUGACGAUCAACUAUUCGGAAAGUGGUCCACUGUAGGGUUGUCACACUGUCCCGUCCAGGUGGAAUUACUGUAAAACUUCUGCUACCAAACUGGCCCGGUUCUGGAAUGAGGUUGUGUGGUGGUUUUGUUUCUUAAUGUUGAACACGUAUCGGAUAAGAGCAAAUGUUCACAGUGUGAUUCUAUAUGUGUGAGGGCAGUUUGUGCUUGACUGUCUUUGCAGCAUCAACAUGAUCUUGGACUAUGCUGUGCUACAUUAAAUAUCAGCAGUCUUUCA